Messenger RNA from Symbiodinium necroappetens, 840 nucleotides. The record is from the annotation of a GenBank genome assembly. NCBI's taxonomy places the organism in Eukaryota, Dinophyceae, Suessiales, Symbiodiniaceae.
GUGGUGACGAAGGGCAGGAAGUCUCGCGCGGUCCGGAUCGCCCAUGCUGCCUUGGUGCACUAUGGCUAUCUGGAUGCACCAGGAGAUUGCAGCGUGGAGGAGUUUUGCGGAAGCGCUGCGCCGGAGAUCUGCGAGGAUGCUUCGCCAAGGGUUGCUGCAUCCAGAGCCUCCUUGCUGAGCAGAGCUGGUCGCAUGCUGACGGCGGUGAAGGGGAGGAUGCCGUUGAUGCGUGUGCCCAGGGUACGGCACAUGGUGUCCAAGGCUUUUCGGAGCUCUCAGCCAUCCGAGGCAGUGUCAAAAGUGCCACUGCGGCGGGAGAGCGAAUCCCAAAGCUGCGACGCCGGCCAUUCUCUUGCCCAGGCCCUUGACUUUGUGCUAGACGGGGAUGCGGAAGCAGAAGCAGAAGUGACGGGGGUGCUUCCGAAAGCAACGAACAUGCUCCCGGGCCUUGUGGUAUCCAACUCCUCGGAAGCAGGGAAAAACCCGGGAGACUGCUCCUCGACCAUCAUCGCGGACUCCGAGAAUAACGACAAGAAGCGCGAGAGAGUGACUUGUGCCAGUAUUGUGCUUGACUUUCCGGUUUCGUCGGCAGGCAAGGCUGCUGACGAUCAUGAUCUUCUCCUGGAGGAAGACGGCCAGGACGGUGCAUCAUCGGAUCCGCCAACAGACGGUGCAAAAUUACCUCAUCCACCGACAGACCGCGAAGUCUUGUCCAGUCGGCAGUGCGACUUGCGCCGGUUCAGCAAACACGUCAGCGAGUCGCCCGACGAGUCGCGAGAGGUGCCUCAAGAAGCAGAUGCUUUUGAGUUUGCGCCUGUGCUCAGUGAUGAGCUCGAGUGA